UGCUGGUGCUGGGGCCCGAGGAGGGACGCGCCGGAGCGGGGCCGCCGGGACUGAGCGAGCGACAGACGCGCCACCCGCCGACGCCGCAGCCGCUUGGGGCCCGCACGGACCCUCUGCCUGAGUGUAGAAUGAGCCAAGGAGACUCAAACCCAGCAGCUAUUCCACAUGCAGCAGAAGAUAUCCAAGGAGAUGACAGAUGGAUGUCUCAGCACAACAGAUUUGUCCUGGACUGUAAAGACAAGGAACCUGAUGUGCUGUUUGUGGGGGACUCCAUGGUGCAGUUAAUGCAGCAGUACGAGAUAUGGCGAGAGCUUUUUUCCCCACUUCAUGCACUGAAUUUUGGAAUUGGGGGAGAUACAACCAGACAUGUUUUGUGGAGACUCAAGAAUGGAGAACUGGAGAACAUUAAACCUAAGGUCAUUGUUGUCUGGGUAGGAACAAACAACCAUGAAAAUACUGCAGAAGAAGUAGCAGGUGGAAUCGAGGCCAUUGUACAACUUAUCAACACAAGGCAGCCGCAGGCCAAGAUCAUUGUAUUGGGUUUGUUACCUCGAGGUGAGAAGCCCAACCCUUUGAGGCAAAAGAAUGCCAAGGUGAACCAACUCCUCAAGGUUUCCCUGCCGAAGCUUGCCAAUGUUCAGCUCCUGGAUACAGAUGGGGGCUUCGUGCACUCGGACGGUGCCAUCUCCUGCCACGACAUGUUUGAUUUUCUGCAUCUCACGGGAGGGGGCUACGCAAAGAUCUGCAAACCCCUGCAUGAACUGAUCAUGCAGUUAUUGGAGGAAACACCUGAGGAGAAACAAACCACCAUUGCCUGACUGGCUCCCAUCAGUGUUAAUAGCACCCAGCUUCCUCAGAUCAGUUAUAUCACUGGCACUACAGAAUCCUUCUCUUUCUUAAGGCACUUUGCAUUGUAGAAUGUUCCUGGAUGUUCAUAUCUAGUGUUUGAAGGGAGGAGGGAUUUAAACUGGUCCUGUACAUAGAAGGUUUGUUUGACACAGGAGAAAAAUUAGCCAAGGAAGAUUGUUGUUUAAAUUCGUUUGAAACCAGAAGGGGACUUUUUAGUUGUAUGUGUGACAUUUUCAUUCAGUUAUCACUCUUUUUCCUAGGACAACAUCAAGCCUAAGUACUGAACAAAAUGAAGAUUUUUUUCUUGGCCUUUCUUUCUAUGGAUUACGUCAUAUAUACUAAUGAUCAGGAUCACACCUACUUGGCUUUAAAACAGAUGUUUUUUUCCAGUUUUUAAGGUUCAUAAUUUAGCCUUUUGUUUUUAGUUUGUUUUACUCAUAUGUUUUUGCCACAUUUUUUUUUAACUUACAGCAUCAGAUUGAACGUGUUUGUCACUCAAGUAUGGGAGAUGCUAUGGUUACAAGUGAAUUUGUUCCACUCUGUUGAUCUUUCCCGUGUUUAGCAGUGGAAGAUAGGUUUUGCCCCAUUUGGGGGACUCUGCGGAGGGUAUUAUUUUUAUGCUGCUGAAUAUCAUGUCUAUAAUAGACCCAUGCAUGCAGCCUUUCCUCCCUAUUUCCCCUCAUCCCCUCUUUUUUUUUUUGGAGGGGGGAGCCCUUGUUGACAUUACAAGCUUUUAACACAUUUUUGACCUAGGAGCUCUGUUGCUGGAAGUGUAAGUCCCCAGUCAGUCACUCUCAUGAUGUUACUGAUGUGCAACUCGUCCUUGUGAGGUGUUCUGUGCAUAGAGUCUGUGUCGUGCUAUCCAUGUGCAGAGUUCUGUUUGUUUGUUUUUUUUUUUUCCUGUAAUAUAUGUUACAGUUUCCUUUUUUGGAAAAAAAAAAAUCAGAACUCUAUUUUCCAUUCCAUAAGCCUUGACAUUAUUUCAAGUUUUAUAGUAUCUUAAGAUGUAUAUUUUAUUUUUUUAUUGGCUUAGUUUUUAAAUUAUAAUCAGUCCAGAAAAAUUUGGCCUUUCCUUAUGGGCAAACAAACGGAGCUGCUUUUCAGAACAGACAUUUCUGCCUUGAUCCCACCAUUUUAGUGAAAAAGAACUAGGUUUGUUUAACUUUCAGGUUUUCUCCUUAGAGUAUUUUCACCUGAAAAUUUCUUCCAAGAGAGCUCUUUAUAAUCCUGUUGGUUUGCUUGAGCUACAAUAACUGCCAUUUAAAAAAUAAUGGGAUGAUACAUGGUUUAUUGUUUGGUAUACCUAUGGAAUAUGUACAAACUGGAUCUACAAACAAAUACUUUAAACUGGACCAGGUGGGUACUGGAGUAACCUUUUAACACGUGCUCUGCACAGAUUCUGCUUAACGUUCAAGUUCAGUGACUAAGGCUGAAGCUCGAUGAUCUGCUUGCAAGGCAAAUGCUUUUGUGAGUUGGAGGGGGUUGCCGAUUUGCGCAUGGAGCCACUUGUGAUUGAGAAGGAUAGAGAACUUGGGCUGAUGUUUUCUUGUGAAGCCUCUUUCUAGGAAUAUUUUUUCCAUCUUAUUUUUAGUCUUUUUUUUUUUUUAAUACAUUUCUGAAUGUAUCAUGUCUUCACUAAUGACAGAAAGUACAUGUGAUGUUUACUAGACUCGUUUCCCACAUUAAAGUUCCCUCUUCUGUUUUGAGUAGCCCGGAUUCUUGAGUUUUUCAGGACAGGUUCUUUCUUAGCUAGGCAUUGUUAGGCAUUGUCCUAAGGAGGAGAUUUAAUAAAGCCAGAAGUUUGUCUGUAAAAAGACCAUUUCUUCAGGUCUUUUUCCGUUUGUCAGAGGGCGGGAGUGUCGUCCAAACAAAUCCCUUAGGUGAUUCCUGCAGCAUGCGCUUUUAGUUUCCCUCUUGACUAAGAAUUAAAUAUCCCUUUGUGAGCUGGUCUUCAGCUCCUUUGCUUAUGUGUGUAAACCUCGGGUGUUACUACAUUUUAUACCUACCAGAGCUAUUCGAGCAAUAGUAUUUGAACCACUAGCCUUUUAAAUAAAAGUCUGCCCCGUUGCUAAUGUGCA
This is a messenger RNA of Lynx canadensis (Canada lynx), 2927 nucleotides long. It is a transcript of the gene PAFAH1B2, whose product is annotated as platelet activating factor acetylhydrolase 1b catalytic subunit 2. The transcript is spliced from 6 exons. The coding region runs from base 129 to 818 and encodes 229 amino acids. Lineage: Eukaryota; Metazoa; Chordata; Mammalia; Carnivora; Felidae. The record is from RefSeq and is a predicted model, not a curated record.